CGAGUUCGUCAGGGAAGCUCAAUCCUCGAGAUACUGUCUAUGAAGCUUCACAGGGACCAUGAGGCUGAUCGUAUAGCGUGUGACGCGUCUGGAGCAACAUGCCUAGAUUGUACGCCGCUCUGCAUACGCGCCGUACUUUGCGACCAAUGACAUAAAGUAUUUAGGCGCCUCGCGCCUGUUGGCUCAGCCUUCUUAAUUAUUAUCCAGCAAAGCUAUUGGGAUGAGCCAAGUCUUACGGAGAAAUAGUUGUUACGCACAACCUCCUGAUUGACUAUCGAAUGGGCUCUCCAAGUAUCGAUGUGCUCUCCACCAUAGAAAUUGCAACAUGAUCAUCGGCUUGAAUGUGCCUCAGAAGGUUGCAACCGUUGGAAGGUCAGCUACGGCGGAACGCAAGACUUUAUUAAACGGAAUGCAUGAGCCAGAUCACUACUAGUAUGUAUAUAACCAUCAUGUGGACAUCAACCAGUUCGAUACCCGAGGUCGGCUACCAGGAUCGAUCAAUAGCGACAACGACACUGCUCCAGUACCUUAGUCGUCCCAGUCCGGAGUUCUCUCUGGUAAGACAAGAUCGAAUUCACGAGCUCGGACCGGCUCGUGAGUCGUAUUUCUGGUUCGAUGUCCGUAACAUAAGCACCUGGUCGGCUUUCAAUACCAACACAUUGAUGAAUACGACACAACUGAAGACAAUCCUUCAUCGCGAGCAACUCUGCAACGGACUUGCAUUAGCUACAACUAAUGUCGAUCUUCCUGUCACGCCGAACCACUUACGCCAACUCCACUACAGCCAUUACGGCAUUAGACUGAACUCGGCGUUGAAAGCAUCGAUGGCUGAGUCUAGCCUACAGAUCUCUAAUGUUCCAGCUGAUGGUUCGUCAAUGCAACCAGACUUCGUCUCCAAACCACCUGGAAGCCAUCAACAAUCUACAUCUCAAUCCUCCAAACGUGGUCGAGUCAUCGGUAUAGUCUUGUGCUAUGAACAGUGGCGUAGCGACAUGCGCAGAUCAGAGAAUCCAACCGAGAAGGUGCGCUAUCUAUCAGGUCUGGCACGCCUGCAGUAUUUCUUGCGCGAGCAUGGCUGUCGCUAUGGCUACAUCAUCACCGAGAUCGAGCUAGUCUGUGUACGCUACGGCGGCGAUGAUAAGAUCUACGAAAUCUCGAGAUCCAGAUCGUCAACUACAUUCGCGGCUACUGUUUCGUCGUUUCCAAUCCCAAUCUUUGGGUAUUUCGAGGUCAGUAAUGCUGUACCGCUAUCCAGACAUACACAAGACGCAGAAAAUGUCAAGAUGACCGCUAGUCUUGCACUCUGGUAUUUGCAUAUGCAGGCAUAUGAUCAACCAUUACCUGGACAUCAUCACUGGAGACUCGAGGUUGGAGGUCCUUCGACAAUGACAAGGAAGAAGCAUCUCUUUAGAGAUUCAGAAUGGAUGCCAAAGAUGGUCCACCAAAGAGAGCAGAGGGAAGCAAACAGGAAGAGAGGGUGGGUCUGGCCGAACGAAGAGUCCAGCAAGGGAAAGGGAAAGGGUAGACGAACCGUUCUGGGGAAGUCAUGAGGUUCAUGAUAGUAAUUGACCUCCUUUGUCAACGGCGCUGAUAAGGCGAACGGACUGGAUAGAUGGUUCUGAGGCGUAGCGUAUAGCCAUUCUCGAGAAGGGUACACCUCAAUGGGACACACCAAUUGACUUGCAUUCGUCUUCUGGACCAUCUAUGAGGCGUGGCCUAAUCCGGUCAUAUUGCUCUGGAAUGCCGCAGUGAAGCCAACCCAAAGUGAGUCAAAACAGGGAAGGGGGGGGGGGGGGGGGGGGGGGGGGGGGGGGGUAUAUAUACUACCAAGAUCCCCUUUACUAUAAGCAGCAACCACCGCCAGCUUGGUCCCGUGGCCCACUCGGUAAGACCCUACCAUCUGGUGGAGCGGUGUU
This is a messenger RNA of Aureobasidium subglaciale EXF-2481, 1916 nucleotides long. RefSeq lists its product as uncharacterized. Bases 414 to 1550 code for a protein of 378 amino acids. The transcript is spliced from 2 exons. The record is from RefSeq and is a predicted model, not a curated record. NCBI's taxonomy places the organism in Eukaryota, Fungi, Ascomycota, Dothideomycetes, Dothideales, Saccotheciaceae.